AUGGCAGAGGCUGCAGCUCCCGAAACAACAGCCAAACCAUCAGGAGCAGGAGAGGCUGCGGCGGUGGCGGCAGUGGCGGCAGCGUCGAUGGCCGCCUCCCGCACCCGUAUCCCCACAGCCACCUCCCCGUCCGCGGGGGCGGGGGGCCGGGGAGGCAGCGGCGGCGGCAGCAGCAGCGGCGGCAGCGGCGGCGGCGGCGGCGGCGGCUGGACGAAGCAGGUCGCCUGCAGGUAUUUCGUGCACGGGGUUUGUAAGGAAGGAGAUAACUGUCGCUACUCGCAUGACCUCUCCGACAGUCCAGACGGUGUGCUGUGCAAGUUUGUCCAGCCAGGGCACUGUAUGGACGGAGACCGCGGCAGAUCCGGACAGAGCAAACCACCGAGACAGGAAGGGGCCGCUGCUGUAGAUCUCACUGCAGAACCAUCCCGUGCCGCUUCCUCAGGUCUCUCACGGGCAGUUGGACCGAUUGGUGAAAUGAACGCGGGUGAGGCCGAGUCAAGAAAUUCAAACGUGGCCACUGCCGGAGCAGGUUCAGAAGACUGGGCGAAUGCCAUUGAGUUUGUGCCUGGGCAGCCCUACUGUGGCCGCACUGCCCCUUCUUGCACCCAAGCAGCCCUGCAGGGCUCAGUGACCGAGAAGGAGCCAAAGAAGGAGCCAAGGGCCGUGGGCACGAAGAAGCAGCUCUGCCCCUAUGCCGCGGUGGGGGAGUGCCGCUACGGGGAGAACUGCUUGUACCUCCACGGAGACGCCUGUGACCUGUGCGGGCUGCAGGUCCUACACCCACUGGACGCUGCCCAGAGGUCACAGCACAUACGCUCCUGCAUUGAGGCCCAUGAGAAGCACAUGGAGCUCUCGUUCGCCGUCCAGCGCAGUCAGGACAAAGUGUGCGGGAUCUGCAUGGAGGUGGUCUACGAGAAAGCCAACCCCAGCGAGCGCCGCUUCGGGAUCCUCUCCCACUGCAACCACCCCUACUGUCUCAGGUGUAUUCGCCAGUGGAGGAGCGCUAACCAGUUUGAGAGCAAGAUCAUCAAGUCCUGCCCAGAAUGCCGAAUCACAUCUCACUUUGUCAUUCCCAGUGAGUACUGGGUGGAGGAGAAAGAGGAGAAGCAGAAGCUCAUUCAGAAAUACAAGGAGGCGAUGAGCGCCAAGGCCUGCAGGUAUUUUGACGAAGGCCGUGGCAGCUGCCCAUUUGGAGCGAACUGUUUCUACAAGCACGCGUACCCCGAUGGCCGCCGAGAGGAGCCACAGAGACAGAAAGCGGGGACGUCAAGAAGACACCGGGCCCUAUGAAGGAGCCGCUUCUGGGAGCUCAUUGAGGAAAGCGAGAACACCAACCCCUUGGACGAUGAAGAAGAGGCUGUCACCUUUGAGCUGGUAGGUGAAGAAGUAGCCGCAAGGUCACCAGCAAGCAGCCCUGGAGAGUGUCUCCACGUGCAAGUGUGCCCACUGCUUUGAUGGCUACAGACCAGGCAUAGAAAUGGCCUGUGUGCUUCAUAGAGAAGAAGGUAAUUUCAAGUGCAGUCUGAUUGGGAGACGGGGUGAAUGUUAAACAGUUUGGGGGACCCACUUACAAUAGCAGCAUUGAAGGCCAGACUUGGCCCUGUAAUUUAGCCCCAAGCUGUAGCCCAAUAUAAAUGUGUUAAUCACCACGAAACUGUAACUCAUCCAAUGAGUCAGCUGCCUAAUUUCGCAGAUUACUAACCAUUCCGGCACGGGCCCUCUGCCCAAAGAG
Messenger RNA from Eptesicus fuscus (big brown bat), 1732 nucleotides. RefSeq names its product E3 ubiquitin-protein ligase makorin-1-like. The coding region runs from base 1 to 1290 and encodes 429 amino acids. The record is from RefSeq and is a predicted model, not a curated record. Gene Ontology annotation, molecular function: ubiquitin protein ligase activity; metal ion binding. Gene Ontology annotation, biological process: protein polyubiquitination. The transcript has 2 exons. Lineage: Eukaryota; Metazoa; Chordata; Mammalia; Chiroptera; Vespertilionidae.